This is a messenger RNA of Etheostoma spectabile (orangethroat darter), 1143 nucleotides long. Its product is annotated as putative nuclease HARBI1. Bases 1 to 1143 code for a protein of 380 amino acids. NCBI's taxonomy places the organism in Eukaryota, Metazoa, Chordata, Actinopteri, Perciformes, Percidae. The record is from RefSeq and is a predicted model, not a curated record. The transcript is spliced from 3 exons.
AUGGACCGGAUAAAGUUAGCCAUUGCCGUCGGUAUACUUUAUCGACAAGCAGAAGAGGAGGCUGCUGAGCUGAGGAGGAGCCUGCGAGUGAGGAGAGACAGGAUGAGGAGGAGGAUGAAACGGCGUCUGGCUAUUUCAGCUUUUGUCUCUGGCUAUGCUGACCUAAGGCCAGCCUUUAGGCUCUCCAGGGACACCAUCAACGUGCUGGUCCAGAUGUUACCACGGCAAAAGUCACACGGAUGGAGCCAUGACAUCGAGGUAGCCGUUUGCCUGUACUGGCUCGCAUGUGGCACCUCGUACAGAGUCACAGCAGACAUCUUUGCCAUUCCGAGAGCCACUGUUGGACGAAUUGUUCACAGUGUGGUGGAACACAUGAUGGCCAUCCUGCACAAUAUAAUUCAUUUCCCCAAGCCAGAUGAGAUGGAGGAGGUGGGAGCAGGCUUUGCUCACAUGGCUGGUCAUGAGGCCUUCCGCUAUGUGGCUGGUGCAAUAGAUGGAUGCCACAUCCGAAUUGUCCCACCUGCUGAACCACAAAAGAGGUGCUACAUUAAUCGCAAGCUCUUCCCUUCAGUUAUCCUUCAGGGGGUGUGUGACAGCAGAGGAAAAUUCCUGGAUACAUACGUUGGCAACACAGGGUCAGUCCAUGACGCCCUUGUCCUCCGGAGGUCACCGAUGUACAAGGAGUCUCUGUAUCCACCACCUGGCUUCUUUCUCCUUGGAGAUGGGGGGUACCCAUGUCUGCAGCAUCCGGUCACCAUCAUGACGCCAUACCGGCAGCCUGUAGCCGGCCAAGUUCAAGCACGCUUUAACAAGCACCAUGCCAAGGCCAGGAGCAUCAUCGAGCGCUGCUUUGGCAUGCUUAAAACCCGCUGGCGAGCAAUAUUCCUGAGGGCUUUGGAGAUCCGGCCUCUAUUUGCCCCAAAAGUCAUCUCAGCAUGCUGCAUCCUCCACAACCUUUGUCUGUUGACCGGGGAUAUUCUGGAGGAGGACGAGGAAGAGGAGGAUGAAGAACAUCAGGGUAACGUUCCUGAUCAAGGUGAUCAGGAACUCUCCGGCAUUCAUCUUCGUGCAAGACUUGCUGCACAGGUGUCUGCCCCUGGAGAGCUGCCUGCAUUUCUAAGGGAGCAUGACUAUGAGCAAUAA